This is a messenger RNA of Hibiscus syriacus, 366 nucleotides long. Its product is annotated as patatin-like protein 1. Lineage: Eukaryota; Viridiplantae; Streptophyta; Magnoliopsida; Malvales; Malvaceae. The coding region runs from base 1 to 366 and encodes 121 amino acids. The transcript has 2 exons. Gene Ontology annotation, molecular function: glycerophospholipase activity; monoacylglycerol lipase activity. Gene Ontology annotation, biological process: lipid metabolic process. The record is from RefSeq and is a predicted model, not a curated record.
AUGGCUGCGCAGAGGAAGAUGUUAACGGUGCUGAGUAUCGACGGAGGUGGCAUUCGAGGCCUUAUCCCCGGCACCAUUCUUGAUUCCCUCAAAACCAUGCUUCAGGAAUUGGAUGGACCGGAUGCAAGACUAGCAGAUUAUUUCGACGUCAUUGCCGGGGCAAGCACCGGUGGUCUGAUAGCCACCAUGCUUGCUGCUCCAAACGAUCAAGGCCGACCCUUUAUUGUAGCAAAAGAUAUAAAAGAGUUCCUAUCUGGAGCAUGGCCCCAAGAUAUUCCUCAAGGACAGGUCAUUUCUAAUGGCUUCUAUUUGUUACUUUCUCUGAGCAGAAUAAAUUUUAAAGGUCUUAUUUUUUUUAUUCUUUAG